GAUCGACUCGAUGGAGACCUUGUUAACACUCCUCGAUUCACAGCGUCAACAACAGAAGGUACUCGCCAAAGUACAGCGACCAAUUGGCGAUCCACGACAAGGCUGGCCAGUCCUCGCCGAGUCCAAUGGCACAGAGGGAGCAGGCUCGUAACCACCAUUGAUUUCUGGUCCUUCCCGAGUGGCCCGCCAUGGCACCAUCAAGCCGUCAACGAUCGACACCCUCGUCCGAGUACAAAGCUAUUGCGGGUCAGAAUGCCCGCGCAAAGCAUGCGAAAGAGGCGGAAGACGCGACAAUGAAAGAUGCGGGCAUCCCCGCCGACAAGGCAGAAUCCAAAGCCCUCGAGCUACAGCGCAAAGCCCUCGAAGCUCGACGCAAGACCGAAUACGGGCGUCGUUGGUGGUGGACUGUCGGCUUCUGGACAUGGAUGCUCUGCAUACACGCCGCUGGCAUUCUCUUCUUUACAAGUGGUUUUCUGUUGACACGUCUGGUUUUGGACGAGAAGUCGAGCUGUGCUGUGCCGCCGGUGGAUCUCCCCUCGAGCUGGAACGGCCGAGGGACCGUCGGGGGCGGGUGCUGGCACCCCAAGUCCUUUGACAGGGCCGUUGUCGUCGUUAUCGACGCCCUUCGGUAUGACUUCACCGUGCCCGUACAAGAUAACGCUCCUUUCCACAACGCCUUUCCCUUCUUACACGAGACUGCCGUCCGAUCUCCCGAGCACGCCGUCUUGCGACCCUUCAUCGCCGACCCACCGACAACCACCCUUCAGCGGCUCAAAGGCCUAACCACCGGUACCUUGCCGACCUUCAUUGAUGCGGGGAGCAACUUUGCGGGUACAGCAAUUGACGAGGACAACCUGUUGAUGCGGAUGAAAGACGCUGGAAAGCGCAUUGUACACCUGGGAGACGACACCUGGCUAUCACUAUUCCCCGGCUACUUUGAGGCCAAUAUCAGCCACGCCUAUGACAGCUUCAACGUCUGGGAUCUACACACAGUUGACAAUGGUGUCAUAGAGCAUCUCGCUCCUCUUCUCGAAGACCGGCAAAAGGGGAGCUGGGAUCUUCUUAUCGGCCAUCUACUCGGAGUGGAUCACGCCGGUCACCGGUAUGGUCCCGAUCAUGCUGCCAUGACGGCCAAACUCCAACAAAUGGACGAGUUCAUCCGUGAUAUCACUUCGCGCAUCGACGAGGAUACCCUCCUGGUUGUGAUGGGCGACCACGGCAUGGACAGCAAGGGGGACCAUGGCGGUGAAAGCGACGACGAGGUGGAGGCUGCGCUCUGGAUGUAUUCCAAGCGCCCAUUCUUUGGAAGGACCGAGCCUGAGCAUAUCCAACCUCCAGCCACGGCAAAAAUCCGACCAGUCAACCAGAUUGACCUUGUGCCGACCUUGGCUCUAUUGCUCGGGAUUCCCAUCCCCUACAACAACCUCGGUGGCCCUAUUGAGGAAGCAUUUGCUGGCAAACAGGGAAAUGCAUGGCAAAAUCUGGCUGCGGUGUCGCGAAUCACCGCGGCGGGAAUUCGGCGGUAUCAGGGCUCAUACUUUGCCGCCCGCGGUGUUGAAAGCUCCGCUCCGAACCACAAGACGGAUAUUUGGAACACGGCUGAGCACUCUUGGGGGACGAAGUCGUGGCGGGACGCGUACCGGUCGUUCAGAGAAUACCAACACGACACGCUCUCUGUCUGUAAGGGCCUCUGGGCCAGGUUUGACGUCCCUAAGAUGGUGACUGGCAUUACCAUCAUGGGUGUCGCGCUCGUCUUCCUCCUGGUGUACUCCUCUCGUGGUGAAGAUGAUGACUUCGCAGCGGCAGAGGAUUCGGAGCUCGACCUGGUCGAGAAGAAACUCGAGCUCCGGGAUUUUCAGUCCGAUUCGUCCCCCUCUUACAAGACGCGUCACAAGAGUAUUGUGGUGGCCGCUCUGGUAGGCGCUGUCCCCGGGGCGGUUGCCGGUGCCACACUGUCCUUUCUGACCGGACUCGAUGACCUGAGCUAUGCAGGGGCGGCAGCAGCUCUGGCCAGCGUCUUGGCUGCCCUGGCAUCUAUGCUCGGGGCCGGCAAGAGAGUGGCCGAUAUCCUGCCUACAUCGGUAUGGGGUUGGCUUUCGGUCAUAUUCACUGUGAGCCAGUCUGUUGGCUUCGCGUCCAACUCGUAUACUAUUUGGGAAGAUUCUAUCCUUCUGUUCUUCCUCACUACCUUUGGUGUAGUGAGCGCCGUCGCUUCCUUCUCUAUUCCCUCUGCCAGGGACCGCACUUUAGGCGUGUACCAUUCUGUUGUCUUUAUCGUCCUGGGCAGGGUGGCAUCCUUCUCGAAGCUCUGUCGGGAGGAGCAGAUGCCCUACUGCACGUCAACUUACUAUGCAUCGGCUUCGUCUUCAACCUCGGCGGUUUGGCAGUUGGUUAUUCCUUUUGCUGUCGCCUUGAUGCUUCCGGCCGUCAUCAAGUCGUUCCUAGUGCCACCCCGAUCUUGGGAAGGCCUCGGCCCGACCUGGAUUGGUACUAUAUACAGGACCGGUCUUUUCAUGGCCGCCACUUACUGGGUUCUCGACGCCGCCGAUAACAGCAAUUGGUUCCCCAGCCUAUCUUCGCAUGCGCUCAAGUCGAUCGGCGUCUAUCUCGCGCAGCUUACUCUCGCCCUAGCUUUCGUGGCAGGCACGACAGCCUUCAUUUGGGCACCGCCCUUGGUAUCUGUUUUCACGGCAGCGAGCCCGACCGGAGCUAAACAGCUCACGAUUCUCGGCUACGGGAACGCGCACGGGGCGAGAUACCUCCUUCUGCCGCUCAAUAUCCUGGGGGCGUGUAUCCUCCUGUCGAAGCCCAUGGGAGGCGGAGCUCUUGCCAUCGUUUUCUGGCAGAUCAUGUCGCUGAUGGAAAUCGUGGACCUCAACUCCCUAUCGGGCGAGGCCAUCGGUCCCGUCAUGCUCGGGCUGAUCGGCAACUUUGGGUACUUCAAGACGGGCCACCAGGCGGCGCUGAGCAGCAUCCAAUGGGACAGUGCUUUCAUCCCACUGUUCUCCAUCCGUUACCCCUGGAGCCCCGUCGUGGUCGCCCUGAACACGUUCGCGGGGCAGAUCAUCGCGGUGGCGGCGCUACCACUGAUCGCUCUUUGGAAGGUAGGACCCAAAAGGAAAGGGGUCCUGGAGAGCACGAGCAGGGCCCUAGGGGCCCUUGUCUCCUUUUUCGCGGUGGAGUCGAUGGCAACGAUGGCGUGGGCCGGUCACUUGAGGAGACACCUGAUGCUGUACAGGGUCUUCAGUCCUCGAUUUAUGAUGGGGGCGGCGGUUUUACUUACCGUGGAUCUGGUGGGUAUUCUCGUUGCCCUGACGGGUGUGAAGGCCAACACAUUAUCUGUGAGUGAAGUGUUUGGGUGGGUGGACUGAACCCAGAUGAGGCAGGACAAGUCUUCAGCUUUCAAAAUUUGGUCUCUUUGUAUUAUACAUCGAUUCGUCAUCGGAUCAAGGAUUGGGUGAUAUAGGUAUGAUACCCAAGGUCACAAGGUCCUCGACUCGGGGGCCCCUGAGGUACCGAGUCGGAUGAUGGGAUUUCUGACACAGGCGCUUGGUUGAUACCUGGUAUCUAAUACGGAUAACACAAAAGUCACAUCCCUCGAUAGACGUGUAUAGAUAGUAAAUACAGUCAGUUAAAUAUCAAUUCGAUUUGGACGC
Messenger RNA from Sodiomyces alkalinus F11, 3656 nucleotides. Its product is annotated as GPI ethanolamine phosphate transferase. The transcript has a single exon. Bases 189 to 3371 code for a protein of 1060 amino acids. Gene Ontology annotation, cellular component: endoplasmic reticulum membrane. NCBI's taxonomy places the organism in Eukaryota, Fungi, Ascomycota, Sordariomycetes, Glomerellales, Plectosphaerellaceae. Gene Ontology annotation, biological process: GPI anchor biosynthetic process. Gene Ontology annotation, molecular function: mannose-ethanolamine phosphotransferase activity. The record is from RefSeq and is a predicted model, not a curated record.